Messenger RNA from Capsaspora owczarzaki ATCC 30864, 788 nucleotides. The record is from the annotation of a RefSeq genome assembly. Lineage: Eukaryota; Filasterea; Ministeriida; Capsasporidae.
AUGUUGAGACAGCCGACAAGCAGCAGCACAUGCGCCCGCGCGCUCGUUCCGCAGCUGACCAUCGCCCGUCGCACUCGCCACUCUGCCGCCACCGCAACAGCAGUAGUAGCAGCAGCAGCACUCGUGUCGCUGCCGUCUGGUCGUGCCGCUGCCAGCCACAUCCGCAGCAGCACGGCCGCCAGUGAGAUCUCGCAUUCGGGCGUCGCUGCGCUUGGCCGCACUGUCGCCGUCGCCACUGCUGCAGUCCGCGCGCGCUCCACUUCAGCUGCUACUCCAGUCGCGCUGCUGCGCCGUGGGAUUGUCGGUCAGCCGGCGAUGACUGGCGCGCGAAGCAUGUCCUCGCUCCCUUCCGGUGGCAACCCUGGUCCCUUUGGAAGUGCUGGUGCCAUGUCGCCGUCAGACUACCGCGCUGAUGAUGCUGAUGCUGGUGCUUCUCAGCCACUUCCGUCGGAUGUGCUUGCCGAGCUGCUUGGCGAGCAACCACGGAACUCGCGCAGCGACACGCUCACUGGCGAUUCAAUCUACAAGCCCCCAGCUGUGCUGACCACAGACGAGCCACCAACUGCAGUCCCGUUCACGCGCAAGAAGAAGCUGUGCCCUGUUUGCUCAACAGGCAUCGUGGUUGACUAUAAGAACAUUGCCUUCUUGUCACAGUUCCUGUCGAAGCACACCGGCUCCAUUCUUCCCCGAUCUGUCACUGCGCUCGCUCGCAGGCUAUCAAGCGCGCACGACAAAUGGCACUACUACCGUACAACUUCAAACACACUUCCAUUCCUGAAUAUCAAUGA